AUGGCCACAGGCAACAGCGCAAUGGAGUUCCUCGUCACUUCCAUCCACCUGGACGCCAUCGCUCGCUAUCUCGUGGUCGAGGCCUUCGUCGCCAAUUUCUACAUUUGGUGUGGGUAUCGAGUCUCCGAGCGCCAGUGGAAGGUGAUUAUCAUGUUCAACAAGAAAGAUAUAAGCAAAGAAGCAGCCGCCGAGGCACGGCAGACCAUUCUCUCCCGCUUUCUACUUCUAUCACAGUCCCUCGGAGAGGAAGAUAUCGAGCCCGAGUGGGAUCAGGCGGUUAAGCUUCGACAGACGCCGGGCGUUGUGGGCACCGUCACAAAGUGGAUCAGGCCCAAGGGAUGGAGGCACAUGACCAAGCUGGUCGGAUCCCACGGGCACUUCUUUGUCCCGGUGAGGAACAGGGUGGAUGACAUGGCCGAGCAGCACGCUUGUGCCCGGGAGGCCUCCGAAGGCACGUUCGCCGGCUGGUUCAUCCGGGGCCUCUGGGCAUUGUUGCCGGGUGGGCGACGAGACCGGGCCGAUCUGACCCUGGAUGAGGCGAUUGCGAAGAUGGAGCAGUAG
Aspergillus uvarum CBS 121591 is the source of this 561-nucleotide messenger RNA. RefSeq lists its product as uncharacterized. The record is from RefSeq and is a predicted model, not a curated record. Bases 1 to 561 code for a protein of 186 amino acids. The transcript has 2 exons. Lineage: Eukaryota; Fungi; Ascomycota; Eurotiomycetes; Eurotiales; Aspergillaceae.